Messenger RNA from Castor canadensis (American beaver), 3970 nucleotides. RefSeq names its product transmembrane protein 106A (gene Tmem106a). NCBI's taxonomy places the organism in Eukaryota, Metazoa, Chordata, Mammalia, Rodentia, Castoridae. The record is from RefSeq and is a predicted model, not a curated record.
CGGAGGAGUGGGGCGGAGCUUCUCUAGGCACCGCGUCAAAGCUUGAGAUGCGUGCUCUGCUCCCGCACUUUCGAUUCCGCUAGCCGCCGUUUCUGUCGCUGUCGUCGCCCGGGGUGAAAAAUUCCCCCGAACAAUGGGUGAGACAUUCUCCCAGCUGGAUGAGAACAAGUCAAUCCUGCCCCACAACUCAGCCAUUAACAGCAAGACUGCCAGCUACUCCAGCAAUGAUAGCAGCAAGUCAUUUUGUUCCUGUAUGCCUUGUGAAGGGGCUGCUCGUGCCAGCUUUGUGACUUGUCCUACCUGCCAAGGCAAUGGGGAGAUCCCUCGAGAGCUGGAGAAGCAACUGGUGGCCCUCAUCCCCUAUGGGGACCAGAGGCUGAAGCCCAGACACACGAAGCUCUCUGUGUUUCUGGCGGUGCUCAUCUGCCUGGUGACCUCCUCCUCCAUCAUAUUUUUCCUGUUUCCCCGGUCCAUCACUGCAAAGCCUGCGGGCCUCAACUCCUCCACGGUGGUCUUUGAUGACACUGCUAUUCACCUCAACAUGACAAGUAUCUUGAACAUCUCCAAUCCCAACUACUACCCCAUCACUGUGACCCAGCUGAACAUUGAGGUUCUGCAUGUGUCCCUUGUAGUAGGGCAGAUCUCCAACAGCCUUUUUCUACACAUCAGCCCCUUGGCCAGUAAACAGGUGUUUUAUACAGUAGCCAGCAAGAUAUGGGAUGAAAACACAUACAAAAUCUGUACCUGGCUGAAAAUCAAAGUCCACCACGUGGUUUUACAUAUCCAGGGGACCCUGACCUGCUCCUACCUGAGCCUUUCAGAGAAGGUGGUCUUCCAGGGCUAUGAAUAUGUGGACUGCCGAGGAAAUAUGUCAGUGCCUCAUCUGCUUAUCCCUCACCCCCCCUGACCUGUCUGCUGCUUCUGUACUCCAGGUACCUUCAAGCCUGGUCCCUAUCUCCCUCAAGUCUGUGGGGCCCAAGGAAGGACUGACUUUGCCAAAGGAAAAGCCCUGAUUUAUCAUGUACUACCCCCAACACCCUCAGCACAGGUUGAUUUCUGUAAUGUUAACAUCACACAUGCACACACACACUGGAUCCUCCAAUUUCCACAGGUUCAUUUCCAGGGUCAGCAUCAGAUCCUGCCCUUGGUCUGUUAUGAGGAAAGUUUGAUCUGACAUUGUCUUGCAGCUUAGCACGUUGGUUGCCCAGCUUCAUCAAGACCAGUCUUCUUCCUGUCUGAAUGUGGAGAAAGCUAUAGUUUUUAAUCUAGCUUUUCCAACAUGGACCCUUUUCACGUUCUCUACUUAGUGAUAAAGAAGUGACUUUGGGGACAUCCAGUGCUGUCUCCAAGGCCUUUUAGUAGAACAUACAUGUUCUCCUAUGCCUCUGCUUCAGUCAUGUGACAAAGUGAUGGUGAUAGCCUGUUUCUCUCUGCUAAUUUGUUCCCCAUCCAUCUGUAAGAUUGGCCAAGGCCCUCUGCCUUUCCUGGUUAAUGACAGCCCAUGGUUCCCAGGAAGAUAGCUGUUCUCCAUCCAAACCUCCUUUUCUCUAUAGAACAGUUUUAUUAUUGUCACCACAACAGGAGCUCAAGUACUAGGAAGGGAGGCAAGCCACCUGGCACCCCUCUGAACCUGGCACCUGGUCCACAUAGGAAAAAAGCAUCUAAGGCAGAGGCAUUUUAAAAGGUAUUUAUUAAAGGAGGGUUUCUAAGCUCUCAAUCCCGAGUCCAUGUGAAUGGACAGGCAGGUCAAACUCUGGGACCUCUGCUGUCUUCUGAAAGCCUGCAGGAGAUGAGGUUGUCAGUCUCCAGUCAAAGCUGCAGGACUCUGUUCAACUCUGCUCCUAGUCCCACCUUCUGCUCCCAGAAGCCUCUGCUCUCCUCUGGGCUUUGACAUUGAGAAGAGUAGCCCAUCCACCAGGACUAGAGCCAAACCCCAGGUAACCCCCAGUUCCUACUGGGCUCACAUGGAGGCAGUUUCUGUACUUGGGCAGAGCAGGGGUGAUAUUUACUCCUUAAAGGUGGCUAGAUUUUUGUCCUUCAGACAGAGAAACAAACAUAGGUUGUGGGGAAAGCUGAAUUUAAAGUGAGGUAGGUGGAGGAGGAUGUAGGAACUAGCUGGGGCUACCAGAGGGAGAAAGGAGUCUUUGCUAUCUCAAAGACUUCACACAUAGGUAGCUGGGGUCAAGGUGGUGCCAGCAAAGCUCAGAAGUUCAAGGGAACAGGCUAGGGCUUCUCUGUAUAGGUCACUAAAUGUAAAAGAUUUAUAUUGUGUUCAAUAAACUGUACUUACUAGUGUUGAAAAAAAUGUCUGGAAGUGAGAGGGAGCUGGUAGACACUCCCUGUCUCACAAACUGCUUUAAUAUUCCAGUGGGCAUAAGGGCCAACCAGCCUCCCUGAGAAUGUGUCCUGCUUUUCUGGCUUCUGAGAGAUUACUCACAGCAACUCACUUUCUCCCUCUUUCUUUCAAUCUUAAUACUCCUAUUCCAUGCCAUUCUCCCCAUGCCAUCCCAUCUGCUCCCCUCAGGAAAUGUCCUCAGCCUCACUGAGACAGGGCUCUUCAGUUUGACCCAAAGAUGAUGCUCCCCCGACUACAAUGAAAUGAUGCAUCAAUCCCUUGGACUUGGGUGAUGACUAGAGUGAUUGAGGAAGCCUUUUGCAGGAUCAAGACAGAAAGGACUUCCUAGGACCUGCAUCUUCCUGAAGCCUGACAUCCAGGGUCCCCCAGCCCUGCCCACUCUUCCACCUUGGGCUAGAGAGGGAGGGAUGUUGGGCCUUUGGAGCCUCCUGGUUCUCCCUGCUAGAUGGAAAGGCUGAGACCUGGGAAGAGAGGCCUGAGGAUUUUAGCAGACAAGUCCCUCUCCCCUUCCCAAGAUCAGAUGUCCCAGACCCAAAGCUGUACCCCUCUUUCUGAGCUUUUCUCCCCCCCCCCACCAAGUCAACCAUUUAACAGCUGAGUACCCAUUAUGGGACAGGUAGUGCAAGAGGUUUAGGAGUCCUGCUGCUCCCCCAGGCCUGUGCUGGUGUGGUGUAGCCCCUCCUCCUCAGGCUGGCUUGGGAAAGGGAUAAUGGCUCAAAUCAUGGUCAGUAAACUUCAUUUGACAAUGAGCUGACAGACCUAUUAUUGCUGAAUAAGGGCCAGUAGUAAUAAGGACCAAGGGAAGACUUGGGAGACCCAAGACCAAGUUCUCUCCUUGGCUUUGCCUCAAGAAGCAUGAAGUUCUCUUCCACUUUCUUCAUCCUCCUCCUAGGCCCUCCUGCUCCCUACCUUAUCCCAUUCUCAAAGCUGUCUGUUCUGGUUCUUUGCAGAAAUCACAUUUUACUCCCAGCUAAUCUCUUCUGGAGUAGAGAUGUUGCUGAAUGGUAAGAAGGUGUGGGGUCUUGGAGUCUAUCUCUGGCUCACCACUGCUGGAUGUAAUUAGUCGACUGAGAAAAGGGAGAAACGGCAAAACAAAAGUUAGUAGUUUCAGGCCUGCUGUUUUCAGAACAUUGUGUUAAGCCCUUUGAGGCCAGAGGAAACAAAGUGAACUAUACAGCCUAGUCCUAAUCCUAAACCUGAUGAAAGAAGCUACUCAGGCUCGCCCUUUGCACUUGUGUCAGAGGUCUUUCCAAAGCUUGCACCAUUUUAUACUCUCAUUAAGAGUUACCAGGGGAUGGCUCAAGUGGUAGAGCGCCUGCUUAGUAAGCACAAAACCUUGAAAUCAAACCCCAGUACCACUAAAAAAAAAAAAGUUACCAGCAAUGUAACUGGGGGUUCGACUCAAGUAGAGCACCUGCCUAGUAAGGGUGAGGCCUUUUAGUUCAAACUCUAUUACCACCAUAAAAAAAAUAGUUACCAUCCACCAACCUCAUAUGGACAAUAAAUGACUAUGUUUCUGGUUUAAAGAAAAAAUUUAUUGAACUGAGCACUGGUGGCUCAUAUAUCUAUAAUCCUAGCUACUUGGGAGGAAGAGAUAAGGAAGAUGGUGGUUUG